Messenger RNA from Diplodia corticola, 426 nucleotides. RefSeq lists its product as uncharacterized. The transcript has 2 exons. The coding region runs from base 1 to 426 and encodes 141 amino acids. The record is from RefSeq and is a predicted model, not a curated record. Lineage: Eukaryota; Fungi; Ascomycota; Dothideomycetes; Botryosphaeriales; Botryosphaeriaceae.
AUGCAAUUCACCCACCUCCUCUUCACCACCCUCAUGGCCGCCACCGCCCUCGCCACGCCGCUCCUCCCGCGCGCCGACCAGCAAGUCUCGGGCGACGAAGUGACCGACACGACGUGCACCAACCCCUCAGCCGCCAUCGACACCCACGACACCAACGUCGCCAUCCUCUCCAUCUGCGGCGGCAUCGCCGGCUCCAUCCAAAAGUGCGGCGGCGCGCCCAGCAGCACGACGGGCGAGAGCGGCACCGCGCGCUUCGACCUGGCCGCGACGGAUGCGGACGCGGGCGCGCGCAUCAACGUGUCCAAGGGCCGCUGGGAGCGCUGCGUCAAGGCGGCGCAGCAGACGUGUCCGCAGGGCGAGUUCGAGAGCACCUGCGUCGGCGGCGCGACGAGCGGGGACGUCAAGUUUUCGCUUUCGCAGGCGUAA